GAGCUGGCCGCGGGAGGAGGUGGACGCAUCGGUCGGGUCGCGGGGAGGCGGUGACGCGACCGGCCGGCGAGAGGGACGGAGCCCGUCCAGACGCCCGAGUGAUGCAGUAACUACAGCUUACUGGUGACACUGAUAGAUGCCAGCACUGCGCGGCAACCGCGGCGCGCUCCCGCCGCCGCCUGGCCCGCGCCACGGUCGCGAGCUUGACAACCUGAUCCGCGACCUACAGCGACUCGACCUCUCACAGUGUCUGGACCAGCUGUACUCGGACAUCAGCCAGCUGAACCACAUGGAGCAGCAGCUGGGCACGUGGUCGGGCCUGUAUGUGCGCUGCCCAGACCCCGAGCCGGAUGAGCUGGGGCACGACCCGGCGGACAAGAAGAGCUCCUCCGGCUAUAGUACCGAGAGCGCCUCGCCGCCAGAGAGCCGUGAUGUCAGUGACGAUGUAGCGGGUGGUGGUGGCGGCAGCGGCGGCGCGGGCGCGGGCGGCGGCGGCGGGGCUGUAGCGGCGCUUGUCUACCCCGUCUGCUGCGAAACGGAAGUGAAGCGGCGGCUCGGCGACGACGCUGGUUCACCGUGCGGCGCAGGCGCGCUGGCUCGGCCGCGCCACCGCACUGCGGUGUCCUUCUGCCCGGCAGCGGCCAGCACGCCACGCUCCCAGUGUCCGCCGCGCUCGCCCAAGACGCUGCGUUUUGCCGCCACGACCGAGCUGAUCGCGCCCGACUCGCCGUCAUGCCGCCAGGUGGCAGCAGGCACGCCGCGGCCGGGCAUCCUGCGCGUCGGCCGCCAGGAGGCGCGGCCGGCGGCGGAGCGGGUCGGUCGGGUCGUUUCCGAACUCUCGCGGCUCGAGGCUGAGCUGAGCGGCUCGGCCGGCCGGGCGUACGGCACGGGCCAGUUCGUCAGCUCGCCUCGCCGCCCGACGGCCCUGGAGGAGCCGUCACCGUCACCUGCGCCUCUCGACCCGCUGGUGCUGGUCCGCGACGGCACCAACGCCGCCUCGCCAGAGCCGGACGAGGGCGCCGCCGCCGUGCGACCGGCGCUCGAAGCGAGCGACAGCUCAGCGCACGACCUGGUGCGCUGGCGCACCUGA
Messenger RNA from Pollicipes pollicipes, 1090 nucleotides. RefSeq lists its product as uncharacterized. The record is from RefSeq and is a predicted model, not a curated record. NCBI's taxonomy places the organism in Eukaryota, Metazoa, Arthropoda, Thecostraca, Pollicipedomorpha, Pollicipedidae. The transcript is spliced from 3 exons. Bases 137 to 1090 code for a protein of 317 amino acids.